AUGAGUGUGAGUGAGAUUCAGCAGGCUAAGAAGACCGUUGAGUUCAGCAGGGAGUCCCUAGAGGCUGUCCUCAGGGGCAGAUUUUUCUACGCCCCGGCGUUUGAGUCGUACGGUGGUGUUUCCGGUUUGUACGAUUACGGUCCACCAGGUUGUGCUUUCCAAGCUAACGUUGUUGACCUGUGGAGGAAGCAUUUCGUGCUCGAGGAAGGUAUGCUCGAGGUGGACUGUACCAUGCUGACCCCUUACGAGGUGUUGAAGACUUCUGGACACGUUGACAAGUUUUCCGAUUGGAUGUGUAAGGACACCAAGACGGGUGAGAUCUUCAGAGCGGACCACAUCGUCGAGGAAGUUUUAGAGGCGCGUCUGAAAGGUGACAGAGAGGCCAGAGGGCUCGGUGCGAAGCCUGUAGAGGAGGAGAGUGCCGACAAGAAGAAGAGGAAGAAGAAAGUCAAGGAGAUCAAAGUUGUGAAACUGGAGGACGAUGUCGUCAAGGAAUACGAAACCACACUGGCUAAAAUUGAUGGGUUCUCCGGCCCAGAACUUGGUGAGCUUAUGGUCAAGUACAACAUCGGUAACCCAGUUACCGGUGAUAAGUUGGAACCCCCAAUUGCCUUCAAUCUGAUGUUCGAAACGGCCAUCGGACCAUCGGGCCAACUAAAGGGCUACUUGAGACCAGAGACUGCACAGGGUCAGUUUCUAAACUUCAACAAGUUGCUCGAGUUUAACAACGGGAAGACGCCAUUCGCGUCUGCUUCGAUUGGUAAAUCGUUCAGAAACGAAAUCUCGCCCAGAGCCGGUUUACUGAGAGUCCGUGAGUUCUUGAUGGCAGAGAUCGAACACUUUGUCGACCCGCUGGACAAAUCGCACCCAAAGUUUGACGAAGUGAAGGACAUCAAGUUGCGCUUCUUGCCCCGUGACGUCCAAGAGGCUGGUGCCACGGAACCCGUGGUCAAGACCAUCGGUGAAGCGGUUGCCUCCAACAUGGUCGACAACGAGACGCUCGGCUACUUCAUCGGCAGGAUCUACAUGUUCUUGAUGAAGAUUGGUGUCGACCACGACAGACUCAGGUUCCGUCAGCACAUGGCCAACGAAAUGGCUCAUUACGCGGCAGACUGUUGGGAUGCAGAGCUACACACCUCCUACGGGUGGAUCGAGUGUGUUGGGUGUGCUGACAGAUCAGCAUUCGAUUUGACUGUCCACUCCAACAAGACUAAGGAGAAGAUGGUCGUUAGACAGAAGUUGGAGACGCCGAUCGAGGUUACCAAGUACGAGAUCGACCUUGUCAAGAAGCUGUUCGGUCCCAAAUUCAGAAAGGACGCUCCAAAAGUGGAGAGCUACCUAUUGAACAUGACGCAGGAUCAACUGGCUGUGAAGGCAAAAGAGCUAGCAGACACGGGCAAGAUCACCUUCUCCGUUCCAGAGGUCGAAGGGGAACUCGAGUUGGACGACAAGUUCGUCACCAUCGAGGAGAGAACCAGAGUUGAGCAUGUCAGAGAGUUUGUUCCAAACGUCAUCGAACCUUCUUUCGGUAUCGGCCGUAUCAUUUACGCCGUCUUCGAACACUCUUUCUGGAGCAGACCUGAGGAUGCCGCCAGGGGCGUCUUGUCCUUCCCACCUUUGGUCGCACCAAGCAAAGUCCUGCUGGUCCCAUUGUCCAACAACAAGGAACUGCAGCCCAUUGUCAGCAAAGUCUCGACCACGCUCCGCAAGGCAGAGAUCCCAUUCAAGGUGGACGACUCCGGUGUCUCCAUCGGUAAGAGAUACGCACGUAACGACGAGUUGGGUACGCCCUUCGGUGUCACCAUCGACUUCGACUCCGUCCAGGACGGGUCUGUCACGCUCAGAGAAAGAGACUCGACCAAGCAGGUUAGAGGCUCUAUCGAAGAAAUCAUUGAGGCCAUUCGCCAAAUUGCUUACAAGGGCGUCACUUGGGAUGAAGGUACUAAGAACUUGAAGCCAUUCGUCUCCCAGGAGGCCAAAUAA
Messenger RNA from Huiozyma naganishii CBS 8797, 1983 nucleotides. RefSeq names its product glycine--tRNA ligase (gene GRS1). The record is from RefSeq and is a predicted model, not a curated record. The transcript has a single exon. Gene Ontology annotation, molecular function: glycine-tRNA ligase activity; ATP binding. Gene Ontology annotation, cellular component: mitochondrion; cytoplasm. Gene Ontology annotation, biological process: mitochondrial glycyl-tRNA aminoacylation. Lineage: Eukaryota; Fungi; Ascomycota; Saccharomycetes; Saccharomycetales; Saccharomycetaceae. The coding region runs from base 1 to 1983 and encodes 660 amino acids.